AUGGACGCCGAAAUGGAGAUCGAUUCGCCGGAUCUACGAGGUUCAAAACGCGCAGCUGAAGAUGCUGAUUUAUCAGAAGUGCACAAGCCGAAGAGGAUCAAGGCUCUCGACCCUAAUGUCGUCAAUAAAAUUGCCGCCGGCGAAAUCAUCGUAGCUCCAAUGCACGCAUUGAAAGAGCUGAUCGAAAACUCGGUGGAUGCUGGUUCUACAAAUAUUGAGGUCCUAGUGAAGGAUGGAGGGUUAAAACUGCUGCAAAUCACAGAUAACGGGCAUGGGAUCGAUCGUGAGGAUCUGCCCAUUCUAUGUGAGCGAUUCACAACUUCCAAACUCAAGGAGUUCGAGGACCUAUCAUCCAUUGGCACCUAUGGAUUCCGUGGUGAAGCAUUGGCAAGUAUCAGCCAUAUUGCGCAUUUGACUGUUACUACAAAAACUGCUGGCUCUAGUUGCGCCUGGCGGGCACACUAUGGUGAAGGCAAACUAGCUCCAGCGAAGCCAGGGCAGAAUGCUGCUCCGAAAGCGACAGCGGGGCGUGGGGGAACCCAGAUCACGGUCGAGGAUCUAUUCUACAACAUCCCUAGUCGUCGCCGUGCGUUUCGCUCUUCCAGUGAGGAAUAUGCCAAAAUUCUCGACGUUGUUGGGCGAUACGCAGUGCACUGUGCUGGGGUUGGUUUCUCAUGUAGAAAGCAUGGCGACUCUGGCGUGAGCAUUUCCACCCCAUCUGCCGCCAGUACAGUUGACCGUAUCCGCCAAAUCCAUGGCAGUGCAGUCGCAAAUGAGCUUGUCGAAUUCGAGUCUUCAAACCAGAAGCUCGGUUUCCGUGCUUCGGGUCUGGCUACAAAUGCCAAUUACCAUGUCAAGAAGACGACUAUUCUCCUAUUUAUCAAUCACCGCGCUGUUGAGUCAACUGCUGUGAAACGUGCAAUAGAGCAGACCUACUCCGCAUUUCUGCCCAAAGGCGGACAUCCUUUUAUCUAUCUGGACCUGGAAAUCGAACCCCAUCGCGUUGAUGUCAAUGUGCACCCAACGAAACGGGAGGUCAAUUUCCUCAACGAAGAUGAGAUUAUUGAGAUGGUAUGCAGUGAGGUCAGGUCCAAGCUAGCACAAGUUGACUCAAGCCGUACAUUCCUCACACAAAGCCUCCUUCCUGGUGCCCAAACCAUCGAGUCCCUCCAGCCGGAUCAGGCUUCUGAAGGUGCAACAGACGGAAAACCCGCAAAACCUGCAACCACUCCAAAAACACCAGGCACAUAUAAAAGACCCGAUGAGAGCAAACUUGUUAGAACAGACUCCAAAGUUCGAAAAAUCACUUCCAUGCUUGCCCCUUCUCCUGCACAGGAGACGUCGGAUGCCAAUGUUCAACCCGGGAUCCCACCUCCUCCCAUCGAGGACGAUGGCCUCCAAUACGAGACCACAGACCGACAACCCCUCAGAAUCGCCCUUACAUCUAUCAAAUCUCUCCGCAGCGCCGUUCGCUCGAAAAUGCAUAAUACAUUAACUGAAAUGUUCGCCUCACACACAUACGUCGGUCUCAUAGACGAGCGAAGACGUCUAGCAGCAAUUCAAUCCGGCGUAAAGCUGUUCCUAAUAGACUACGGUCUUGCCUGCAACGAGUUCUUCUACCAAGUCGGCUUAACAGACUUCGGAAACUUUGGAACUAUUCGACUUGAUCCGCCACCAAAGCUGGUUGACCUAUUAAACAUUGCUGUCGAGGCAGAGCAAGAAGAGCACAGCAACAGCAAUGAUAACGAAGCGGAGACAGUCUUUGCGCAAGCUGCGGAAACAGUCUCUCGGUCACUAAUUGAGCGCCGCGAAAUGCUAAGCGAAUAUUUUUCCAUGGAGAUAAGCGAGGACGGUGAUUUGCUUUCUAUUCCCCUCCUGUUGAAGGGUUAUGUCCCCUCUCUUGCCAAACUCCCGCGCUUCUUACUCCGUUUGGGUCUAUAUGUAGAUUGGAAUUCGGAGGAGGAAUGCUUUAGUAUGUUCUUGCGUGAGCUAGCGGCCUUUUACACCCCAGAGAAACUGCCUGUUUUACCACCGGAGCCUACAAGCGAUGAGGACCCUACUGCAUCUGAGCCGGAAGCUGAGGAUCCGUUUAUUGUGACUCGGCGAGCACAGAUGGCUCGAAUGCUUGAGUAUGCUAUCUUUCCAGCUCUUCGUGCUCGUCUAGUUGCCACUACACGGAUGUUACGGGGUGUGGUGGAGGUUGCUGAUCUGAAAGGUCUCUAUCGAGUGUUUGAGAGAUGCUGA
Penicillium malachiteum is the source of this 2244-nucleotide messenger RNA. Its product is annotated as mismatch repair ATPase MLH1. Gene Ontology annotation, molecular function: ATP hydrolysis activity; ATP binding; mismatched DNA binding. Gene Ontology annotation, biological process: mismatch repair. Gene Ontology annotation, cellular component: MutLalpha complex. NCBI's taxonomy places the organism in Eukaryota, Fungi, Ascomycota, Eurotiomycetes, Eurotiales, Aspergillaceae. The transcript has 4 exons. The coding region runs from base 1 to 2244 and encodes 747 amino acids. The record is from RefSeq and is a predicted model, not a curated record.